AUGGCGCAUGGCGCCACCCCUCUCAGCGAGGACCCCCAGCAUGAGGACGCUGCUGAAGGUGCGGUUGCCGCCCUCGGGUCCCACUUGGAUCUCCUGGCGCAGCUGGUGCAGCACGCGGCGUUGGGCGGUGGCCUGCAGGUGCUGGCCGCACCCCUGCGCGCGAGCAGCGCGCAGUUGAGCCGCGGGCUCGAGAAUCGCCGGGAGCCCUGCGGAGAACCCGCCAGCGACAUCAGCCUAAAUCUUGGCGCGGCGUCGAGAGGCUCCGAGAACUCCUGCGCCCCCUGCACGGCCCCCGAGCGCAAGAGGCCUGAUUCGCUGGAGAUCGCGGCCUCGAUGAAGUCCGAGUUAGAGUCACCGAGCAAGCCUUCGGAGGGGACGAGCAAGUCGCCUUCGGAGGGGACGGCUCCGAAGGUCCCCAAGUGGGCAGAGGAUCAGCUCGUACUGCGGGAGCUGCGCUCGAAGUCUCGUACAACGAACCUCGCAGACCUCGAAGCGGACAACACGCUGGUCGAGAAUGCGUCCCCGGUGUUCCGCUACCUCCGGGGCAUAGUUGGUAACGCGCGAUACGAACGGCACGGUGGCGGAUUUUGGGCGGCAGUUGUGACGGUGAAUACUCUCACCAUGAUUCUGGAAGAGGAGUCAGCGGGUAUAGAGUUUGGCCAUCGCCUCGGCAUCUACGAGAAGUACGGCUCGAUCGAGUACAUGGACGAGUGGUGGCCAAACGCAGGCGAGACCUUCUUCGCCAUCGACUGUGUGCUCUCCGUGAUGUUCACCAUUGAGCUGAUCUUGACAUUCACGUACGACAUCUGGAACGCGCGGCUCGGCGCCGGGGCCCACUUCCGGCAACCUUUCUGGACGAACCCGUGGGACUGGCUGGAUUUCGCGAUCGUGGUCGUAUCCAACUUGUCGCUCGUCGCUGGCCUCGGUGACGGGCCGGUAUCCAAGGCCCGGUUCUUCAGGGUGUUCCGCUUGGUUCGCCUCCUCAGGCUAGUGCGGCUGGUUCGGAAGAUCAAUUCCCUGGAUCCGCUGCACUUGAUGACAACGGCCAUACAAGGCUGUCUGGGGGCUCUCAUGUUCUCCACGCUGCUCCUGCUCCUGAUUCAGAGCAUGUUCGCAAUGAUGAUGGCACAGGUCAUGCGGUACGGCUGGCUCUCUGAGGGGUCGUCGACAUUGUCGGAGGCCGUCCAGCUGCAGCUGGCCGGCGAAUUCCGAUAUUUCGGCACGUACACCCGAUCGAUGGUGACCAUGUUCGAACUCAUGCUAGCGAACUGGCCCGAAAUUUGCCGUUUCCUCAUGGAGGAAGUGCACGAGAUAUUCGGAUACUUCGUCGUAGGCUAUAAGCUCUCCAUCGGCUUUGCAGUGGUCGGUGUGAUAAAUGGUGUAUUGUAUAAACAUUCUCGGUGGCACAGAAUGACGAGUUCAUCAUGGUGA
Prorocentrum cordatum is the source of this 1431-nucleotide messenger RNA. Lineage: Eukaryota; Dinophyceae; Prorocentrales; Prorocentraceae. The record is from the annotation of a GenBank genome assembly.